Molecule: messenger RNA, 3387 nt
Organism: Vicugna pacos (alpaca)
Lineage: Eukaryota; Metazoa; Chordata; Mammalia; Artiodactyla; Camelidae
Source: RefSeq, a predicted model, not a curated record
CUCUGUCUCUGCUGGCCGCCUGGACCAUCUGUUACUUCUGUAUCUGGAAGGGGACCAAGUCCACAGGAAAGGUGGUGUAUGUCACCGCGACCUUCCCUUACAUCAUGCUCCUGAUCCUCCUGAUCCGAGGGGUCACGUUGCCCGGGGCCUCUGAAGGCGUCAAGUUCUACCUGUACCCCGACCUCUCCCGGCUCUCCGACCCACAGGUCUGGGUGGAUGCUGGGACGCAGAUCUUUUUCUCCUAUGCCAUCUGCCUGGGUUGUCUGACUGCUCUGGGGAGUUAUAACAAUUAUAACAACAACUGCUACAGGGACUGCAUCCUGCUCUGUUGCCUGAACAGCGGCACCAGCUUCGUGGCCGGGUUUGCCAUCUUCUCGGUCCUGGGCUUCAUGGCAUAUGAGCAGGGCGUGCCCAUCGCCGAGGUGGCAGAGUCUGGCCCUGGUCUGGCCUUUAUUGCUUACCCCAAGGCCGUCACCAUGAUGCCACUCUCCCCACUGUGGGCCACCCUGUUCUUCAUGAUGCUCAUCUUCCUGGGCCUGGACAGCCAGUUCGUGUGCGUGGAAAGCCUUGUGACGGCCGUGGUGGACAUGUACCCCAAGGUCUUCCGGAGGGGCUAUCGGCGGGAGCUGCUCAUCCUGGCCCUGUCGAUCAUCUCCUAUUUUCUGGGCCUUGUGAUGCUGACGGAGGGCGGCAUGUACAUCUUCCAGCUCUUUGACUCCUACGCUGCCAGCGGGAUGUGCCUUCUCUUCGUGGCCAUCUUUGAGUGCAUCUGCAUCGGCUGGGUGUACGGAAGCAACCGCUUCUAUGAUAACAUCGAAGACAUGAUUGGCUACCGGCCGCUGUCACUCAUUAAAUGGUGCUGGAAGGUUGUGACCCCCGGGAUUUGUGCGGGCAUCUUCAUCUUCUUCCUGGUCAAGUACAAGCCCCUCAAGUACAACAACGUCUACACCUACCCCGCCUGGGGCUAUGGCAUCGGCUGGCUCAUGGCCCUGUCCUCCAUGCUCUGUAUCCCGCUGUGGGUCUUCAUCAAGGUGUGGAAGACAGAGGGGACGCUGCCUGAGAAAUUCCGGAAGUUGACCAUCCCCAGCGCCGAUCUGAAAAUGCGGGGCAAGCUUGGGGCAGGCCCACGGACGGUGACGGUUAAUGACUGUGAUGCCAAACUCAAGGGCGAUGGGACCAUUGCAGCCAUCACAGAGAAGGAGACGCACUUCUGAGCGCCGCCUGCCACCUCGAUGCCUCUCCUCCUCCUCCUCCUCUUCCGCCGUGUGUACAAAUGAACACCCGAACCGCGUACUUCACCUAAUGGUAGAGGCUUGCUCGUUUGGCACAGGAUUUAUUAACAAGUUAAUUUUAAGGUGGCCAUGUCCACUCUGGUUUAAAGUCACAUUCCCCUCCUCGCCGCCCAGUUGUCAUGUAAGUAACAGUACGGAGACAUAAUCCUGCACAGGGACUGGCAGUCUUCUUGUGCUAGGACGGUUUUAACCAGUGUUUGCUGGGGUUUAGGAACAAGUUGUCUCCUAGGGUCCAACUUUUUUCACUCGGGCUGCAGGGCAGGUGGGUGGGUGCCAUGCCUGCCCUCCCCUGUCAGCCCGUUAACCGACCGGUCUGUGUCCCGUGUUUGUCCCUGACCGUUGCAGCUGCCCCUCCGCCGAGCCUCCAGGCUUUCCCUUCAGACCCUCCCUUUGUCAUGCCCACCUUCCUAGAGGUGGGCCUGCAGAAAGCAAGCUAUGUCAGAGGGGAAACAAAAGGUUGCACCAGACUCAGGACUCCUGGAUAGCAGGGCCCGCUCUGGUCCCACCAAGUGACCUGAGGCACUCCCCUCCCGUCCUCGGCCCGAGCUUCUGCAUCUCCCCAAUGGGGAGGCCUGGAUCAGGGGAUCUCUGAGAUUUUUCCCGGCCACAUCUCUUGAGGAUUCUCUCUGCAUGCCUCACUGGCUUGCAGACCUGCUGGUUGAUCUUGGAUUCUUCUGAAGACUUGCAGGCUGUCAUCCCUGCUUCCACCCCCCUCCCACCCACUUAUUUAAAACUAAGUUUAUCAUGGAAGCUGUAUGGUUUGAUUUCAUCCGUGAGUGGCCCCGUCCUCUGGAGACCAGCCAGGUCCUCGGCCCCACGGCAGGGCACCUCCUGUCCGUCCUCUCUCACCCUCAGCUCUGCCUCUCUGUCCUGUCACUACUCCAGCCAGGAUCUGCAUGCUGGGGCCUUCCCCCAGCCUCCCGGGAGGAGCUACAGUCCAGCCUGGAGCCUGGGUUCAUCCUCCACCCUCUUCUUUACCCGUUGCCCUCCGCUCUCUCUCUCGUACCAUCAUGCUACCUCCAGUCCCUUCCCUGUCCUUCCUGUCACCAGCAGAACCUUGGAACCUUCUCGAGGCUUCUUCCCUACCUUUUUCCCCGGAGCUGUCCCACCUGCCUCUCCAGCCAGGGUGCUGGGAAGCCUCAGCGCUCACUGGAGGGGAGACCCGGGUUCCCGCCCCUCUCCCGGUGAGUGCAGGCCUGCUGUCUGCGGAGGAGGCUGCCGCUUCUCCAGGCCUCCCUGGCUGAUCCUCUCUUUUUUAAUUGGAUUUGACUUCAAGUCUCUGCCUUGGAUCCUGAGUUAUUUGGGGACAGGGAAGGUGCAUUCUUUAUCCUUUUCCUUUAUGUUCCCAAUUUAUUUGGUGGAAACUCAACCUUUCUUCAAACAGAGGAGUUGGUUUCCUGUAAUGACCCUGUGUGUUUGAUUCACCCCACUCCCAGCUUCUCUGCUCUGACCAGCCCCCACCUGAAGCCUGCGUUUGCUAAGACGGAUGCCCAGGACCCCCCAGGAGGUCGGGAUGCCUGGGUCUGGGCCCCCCUUUUGCACACACAGCCCAGGCCUGCCCGGCAUCUCCUUGAGCUGUCUGAUCCCGUGGACCCGGGAAAUGGAUGUGGGAAGAUCCGGGCUCAGGCUGAGCCCCCUGCCUAUGCUCAUCCUUGUCUGCUCUUCUCCCAUCAGGUCGGGGAGGAGUCUCCCCACUGUUGCUGCUACUGAUUCUCCACCAACCGCUCUCACCAGUGCACAGCCCCGCCUUCCGGGGACACACUGCAUUGUACAAGCGGCACUUAACACUUCACUCACUUAACACGACUCAUGGGGCAGGGCGGAGGAGGGCUUUUGUUUUUCGUUUUUUUGUAAUUUCCUACUAGUAUUUGGGUAACUUUGGGGGGUGGGGAGGGCAAUGUGGGGGCAGGCGAUUCAUCAUUGUGGUGACUUUUUUGAUAUUCCUUAGAAACAAUACAUCCUUUCUGAGAUAUUUACAGUAUUAUUAAAAAUGAAAAAGGUUGUACUGUUUUGCAUAAUGGACGUUUUUAUUGGGUAUUCAAAGGGUACACGAUUGUCUGCUUACUCAUUUUUAAAUAUUAAAGAAAUGGACAAA